AUGAAUGCGUUACAAUUUGUGGAAAGAGUGGUCCGAAUUGUUCGAGUCACAGAUAUUACGUUGGACUGGAUGCCAACAUACGAAGGGCAACAACUAGAGAACAUCCGGCGGUAUCUUUGGUGGUACUGUAAUCUGGCUUAUGUAUUUGUGAUUACCGAACGAAUCAUCGCAACUGUCAACUUCAGCGAUUACGAAAGAUGGGGUUUGGCCACUUCAUUUUAUGUAAUAAUUUCAUCGGUGAGACCAACACGUAUAAAAUUUUUAUCAAAUAAAAUUUAUAUUUUAGUACAUCAGUGGUGGUGCUUUCUAUUAUGUCAGCCAAUUUGUUUGUAAGUCUUGGCAGGAAAUAAAUAAUUUUCAGCCGAUAACUUCACUCAGCUUGCUAUGAAAGUAAUUUGCGUAACCUUGCCAUGGCUGGUAAGACCUGGCGUCCCAAAUUUAUUUAAUCCCACCUUUUAGGCGCUUCAUAUUUGCGAGAGAAUCAAUGUGGAUCUCUCCUCAAAUAUCCUCAAUCUCUCUUUGAGUGCCAGAUUUCAAAUAUCCGAGAAUAUAUCUACUUUGGUCGCAAUUAAGGGCUGGAUCUGUGUCAGCGCCAUUAUGAACGUGUGUAUAUCCUGUAUCAUGUGCAUUAUCUGGUACGUGAUUACCCCGAAUCACUUACUAUACGGACUUCAUGUCAUCUCGAAUAUGUUUGAUUUGGUAAUUGCAUUGUAUGUGUUCGUAUAUCCCAUAAUAAUUCUUUAUAUCAACAAAACGAUGAGAAAUAUGGUCAUGUAAGACACGAAUUUGAAUUAUAUACAUUUAGCCUUUAUUUGAAGACGGAUCUUUAUAAAGAAAAAAGAAGAACAAAUUUUUCACAAGAAGAAUGCUGUUGGAAUUACCCCGACGAGUCUGUAUCCACCGACUUCAGACGAGUAUUUCCGUGUUCUGAAUGAACGAUGGAAUCUUUUUUCGAAUCCCCAGCCAAAAAGAAAGUGGUUCAAUUUCCAAACAGCUCCUAAAUGGAUACGGGUACUGUAGGCUUCACUAAGAAAUCGACUUUGUUACGUAUUUGGAAGUACUGUUAUAUUAUAUUAUAAAUAAAAACUUCCGGCUUCAAGACAUUGACAAGUAUUUUCAAUCCACUGUCGCAUUUUGAAUAACAUUAUAAAAAAUGUUAUUCAAAUUUUACGUCAUCAAUAUUCCAAAGAAAGAAAUAGUUAUUUAGUCAUUCAAAUAUGGCGAUGGACAGAAAUGCGGUUGCCAGAUGGCAGACGGAGUUAGAUGAUCUCUCUGGCCGUCUGAACACUUUGUCAUGGAUGUUGACUGCUCUUUGCGUGGCCUUCAGUAUCUACUCUGUUCUUGAGAUAGCAACUAUGUUGUACACCAUCGUCAUUAAGAGAAAAAAGGUAGCAUUUAAUCAAGGAUUACUCAUUUGCAGUGCCGAGAAAAGGAGAAGAAAUCUGAUAGCUUGAAGAGGAAGCGCCAGAAGAAGGGAAAGAAGGGUUCAAAGUCAGGAAAAGCCAAGAAAGCGGGAAAAUCAUCGCGGAAGAAAUCGAGAACUAGCAGUUCUAAGACUUCCGAUGGGAUGACAACUACGAAAACGGAAUCCUCAAAGAAAAAGAAAAGCGCCAUGAAUGCGAAAGGAGAUCGUCAAACGAAGGCAGGAAAACGUAAGUAACUUCUACCGAGACUUUCAUAAAUAAUGCAACGCUACAGCCAUCAAACCAAUUAUCACUUCACGGUCCCAAGAAUUAUUGCAGAAAGAGAAUGUUCCGCCUAAAAUAGAAACUCCCAAGACUACUCCCAUGGAUACUGUAAGUUUUGCGUUCCAUUAGUCAUCUGAAUUAAAGCCCACCAGCGGAGUUGUAACGGCCGCCCUUCCAACCCCCGAGAUGAUCCAGACCAAUGAAAUGAUGAAGGCCACUCUCCCAGCUGCUCAUAUUACCAAAGAGCCAUCUCCCGUGAACAGUCUGAUCGUGGAUAACUCAAAGUUGGCCCCAGUUGAUGGAUCUGUUAUCGCAAAGCCUGAAAGUGUUCCCUUGAACCAAUCAACUCCGAUUAGCGCCCAGAAUGCUGGAUCUACCAACUCUGUAGCCCCCACUCAAACUGGCUGUACUUUUACCGGAUCAUCUACCUCGCAGGUCUCCGGAAUUAGUUCCCACAGUAUCACUACCCCCACUUACCCGACCUCCAACUUGCCUUCAAAUCCGCGUCAGUCGACUCCUCCUGUGGUUAACCUCGUCCCACCUCAACCAAUUGGCCAAUUGCCUCCUGGUCCUCAGCUCCCAUCGGCCACUCCACCAGCUCCUCAGGGAACACCUCCCAGCAAUACGCAACCAUCCUUCUAA
Molecule: messenger RNA, 2330 nt
Organism: Bursaphelenchus xylophilus (pine wood nematode)
Lineage: Eukaryota; Metazoa; Nematoda; Chromadorea; Rhabditida; Aphelenchoididae
Source: the annotation of a GenBank genome assembly